UAAUGUUUUUGGAAAAUCGUUGAUUGUUUUAUUUAUUACUCAAUUAGUUUUCCUCUUCGCUAUUUUAUAUCUUCUGGUUUUUAUGAAUUGCCCCAAUGAUUUAAAAGUUUUAGUUGUAGUUUUGUCAUCGGUUAACGUUAUUUUGUUUCUUCUUCUGUCCGUUUUUGCUGCGGAAAUACCUAAAAGUGCGAAUCGUUGUUCGGAUGCUAUCUAUAAAUCUUCGUUACGCUUCAACAGGUUUAAAGAUGAAUUAUCGAUUUAUAAAUUCAUGAAAACAAUUCACGGACCAAUUAUAGGAUUAUCCGGGUGUGGAUUUUUCUUCAUAACUUCUAAUUCCAUGUACUCGAUUGCUGGAACUGUAUUCUCUUAUUUUAUAAUACUCGUUCAGUUUCACACCGCUAUGCAGAAAAGUUGUAAAGUCGAAUAAUAAAUUCGUAUAAAUGUCUAUGUAAAUGAUAAUC
Centruroides sculpturatus (bark scorpion) is the source of this 461-nucleotide messenger RNA. RefSeq lists its product as uncharacterized. The record is from RefSeq and is a predicted model, not a curated record. The transcript has 4 exons. The coding region runs from base 83 to 427 and encodes 114 amino acids. Lineage: Eukaryota; Metazoa; Arthropoda; Arachnida; Scorpiones; Buthidae. Gene Ontology annotation, cellular component: membrane. Gene Ontology annotation, biological process: sensory perception of taste.